AGUGCUUGUCAUCCCCUCUGUGCCCACCCCCCUCCCUUCAUUGCUUGGACUGCUCCAUUUCGCAUCUGAAAAAAUCAGAUAGUUGGUGAAGUGUUCUUCAUGUCAGGGACUGCUGUAGCCUCAGCACACAGAAUACUGUAGCUCCUGGAUCACUUAAGAGCAAACAAAUGGACGACAAAGAGUUCAGUGAUCCCCUAAAUAACGUAUCACUAAUUAAAGAUGACUUGACCAGGUCCAACAUGGGAUCCUCUGGUGACUCAGAAAAAAUGAUCAAGCAUUUAAAUGAUGAUCUUCGAGAUUCUCAGGAGCUUGCUAACACUGAGAGACACAAAUGCAUGGAACUAAAAGGUAUCUUGGAUGGAGAGAGAAAAGAAAAUAAACAACAAGCUGAUGAGUCUGCAAAACAGAUAAAACAUCUUCAAGGCCAGCUGCGCCAGCUCCAGGAUGAAAUGGGCGUUCUCAAGGGGCAGAUGGAUGUUUCCUCCAGCUCACGUGAUGAGCUAAAAAGUGCACGUGAUGAGGUGAAGUCCCUGAAACGUGCCCUGGAGUCAGCCACUGCUGAGAGGGACCGUGACGUCACUGCUAUCCAGACUAACCUGGCAACCGCCUCGAAGGAUCUGGACAAGUGGCGUCAGACUGCCAGCAAAUAUGAGCAUGAGAUUGAAAACCUGCAGCGUGACCUUCAGCAGCAGAGCAAGCAGUGGCAGAAAACUGCAGAGAUACAAGCCAGUGAGCUGCAGUCCAUGCAGGUGGAGUGUAAUGGGCUUCAGAAGGAAUGCUCUGUCCUGCGAUCAGAGAAACAGGACAUGGUGAAUAAGCACCAGAAGGAGAAGAUUAGUCUGCAAAAUGAAUGUGCUUCCCUCAGGGCUGAGAAGGAGGAACUCUCCAAGUCCAGCCUGAAAGAGAAGACCAACCUGCAGAGUGACUGUGCAGUACUGCGCUCUGAGAAAGAGGCAGUGCUGCAUAAACAGCAGCAGCUGGAGAAGGACCUUGCCAGUUCCCGUGCUCAGAAUGCUGAACUGAGCAACAACCUCAAAGCCCUAGAGAGAUCCCAGCAGGAGUUGGAGAAGAGGCUGGCAGCCCUGCAGCUCCAGCACCAGCAGGAUAGCACCAAGUGGCAAACCCAACUGGAUGAGGCAGACAGUAGCAACAAGGCUCUGCAGAGAGAGUACGAGGAGACUAAAACUGAGCUGUCGGACCUGACGGAAAAAUAUGAGAAGACUGAGCAGGAGACUCAGUCGCUUGCAGAUGAACUUGAGUCGUGCAAAGCCAACAUGAAGGAGCUCCAGGAGAAAGGAUCAAAGACAUCCCUAUUGCUGCCUGCACAAGCCAUAGUCAUCGGCCUUUUCCUGGCUUUGCUGUAUUGGUGCUUCGGUGCAUUGUGGUAGUAAGAAAGCGUGGAUGAUCUGGGGGCCGGCGGUCGCUGUGGCUCUAACGGCAGUGACUGCUGCUGCACUCUUCAGAACCUGAGGGCCACUCGCUCAAGCACACACACAAGUGAAUCCAUGUUUGUCAUCAACUUUUGUCUGCACUAAAACUGAAAAACUUGCCCCCUCAUCAUAUCUGCACUAUUAAUUAGGAGGGCUCCUACUUAACACUGUUUGAUUAUUAAGAUGCUCUAUUUUAGAUUGCAGAGACGUUAAUAAAAGAAUGUGAGUUUUCGUGGAAAUGAAUACCUUCGCUUGUAUGUUUGUUAUGUGAAGAAACAGUUUUGGCUACUAUUUUGACUUAUAGGAUUAUCCUUUAAUGAAUGUAAAGAGACUCUACACAAUUAAUUAAUUCUGAAUAUAUAUGAUGGUAUUUUUGGAGUUUAAACCUCACUAAAUGUAACACAUCUCUGUAAUUGUCAGAAUAAUAAAUAUGAUCACAAUAA
This is a messenger RNA of Hippoglossus stenolepis (Pacific halibut), 1873 nucleotides long. RefSeq names its product sarcolemma associated protein b (gene slmapb). The record is from RefSeq and is a predicted model, not a curated record. Gene Ontology annotation, biological process: regulation of voltage-gated sodium channel activity; protein localization to plasma membrane; regulation of membrane depolarization during cardiac muscle cell action potential. Bases 168 to 1388 code for a protein of 406 amino acids. The transcript has 10 exons. NCBI's taxonomy places the organism in Eukaryota, Metazoa, Chordata, Actinopteri, Pleuronectiformes, Pleuronectidae.